Messenger RNA from Suillus discolor, 1667 nucleotides. Its product is annotated as major facilitator superfamily domain-containing protein. Bases 1 to 1302 code for a protein of 433 amino acids. NCBI's taxonomy places the organism in Eukaryota, Fungi, Basidiomycota, Agaricomycetes, Boletales, Suillaceae. Gene Ontology annotation, molecular function: transmembrane transporter activity. Gene Ontology annotation, cellular component: fungal-type vacuole membrane. Gene Ontology annotation, biological process: transmembrane transport. The transcript is spliced from 15 exons. The record is from RefSeq and is a predicted model, not a curated record.
AUGGCAGCCGAAUCCGAACUUCGAGCAGAAGCGCCUUCCCUGCAAGACGACAAAGAGGGCCCAGAGAUAUCGGAAGCACGUCGAGUCUCCAAGCAUUGGGACCCUCCCUCAAGCCCGCACGAGUUUUCCGAAGGUGGUUUGGCAGGUUGGGCAACUGCUUUUGGAGCCAGUUUUGUGGCUUCGUUUGGUGUCUAUCAAGACUUUUAUACCCAACAUUACCUGACAAAUGAGACGUCGUCUGCUAUAUCAUGGAUCGGGAGCACUAGCGCUUCUUUACUCAUGCUCGUGGGCCUCGUGUCGGGUUCACUGCACGACCGAGGGUAUUUUUACCAUCUCAUGAUCGCCGGAUCGUUUCUGGAGUGUUUAUCUCUGUUCAUGUUAUCUUUGUCGAAACCGGAUCAGUACUACCAGAUAUUUCUCUCUCAAGGAUUAGGGUUGGGUAUCGCGACGGGGCUCUUGUAUAUUCCUAGCGUGGCUAUCAUCUCCCAUCACUUCCGACAGAGGCGCACACUAGUUAUGACGUUCGUCGUUACGGGCUCAUCGCUAGGUGCUAUCAUCCAUCCGAUCAUGCUCAAUAACCUCAUCAACGGCCCUCUUGGUUUUUCCAACGGCGUCCGUGUAAGCGCAGGGUUGAUCAGCUUAUUUCUCUUGACUGCAUGUUUGUGCAUGCGAACCCGCCUUGAUCCGCCGGUGACACCGGUGAACUAUAUCGUGGCGGCUAGAAAAUGUAUUCGCGAUGUACCGUUUGUGCUCCUAAUAAUAGGGGGCUUUCUUUUCCAGAUCGGUUUCUACUACCCGUUAUUCUUCUUUCAACUAGACUCUAUCAAGCACGGUAUCAGUGUUCAUUUUUCGUUUUACUCUUUAGUGAUAUUGAAUGGUUUCAAUUGCUUAGGGCGACUCACGUCAGGGUUUAUUGCGAGGUUCACGGGAGUCGUGAAUUUAGCCACAGUGGCGGCAAUUUUGUGCAGCAUGCUCAUUUUUGGCAUGAUUGGGCUGAGUAGCUUGGCAAGCGUCGUCGUGCUUGGCGUGAUUUAUGGCUUUCUUUCAGGGAUGAACGUUGCGAUGUUGACUCCACUCAUGGCUACUUUAACACCCGACGUCUCUGAGCUUGGCGCACGGAUGGGCAUCUGUCUCUUUACUGCUGGAAUCGGAGGUUUGAUUGGAACACCCAUAUCUGGCGCUCUGCUAACAUCUAAUUAUACCUGGUGGAUACCGGGUUUGUUCUCCGGGAUCGUUUCACUGGCUGGUGCCGUGACAUUUAUCAUAAUGCGACAUAUGUUUCUCAGAAGGCGCGCGUCCUAGGUAGGUCUUCAUGCUCGUGGCUUCCGGAGAUGAAGACUUAGCUCUCUUCUUGCACUUGGUCAACAACGCUGGGAGCGGCAGCAGGUCCUUUCCACAAGGUUCAUCGCAGGAUGUAUUAUUCUGCGUCGCUUGAUUGCUAUCAGGAUGAUAAAGAGGCGUGUUGUGCAAUUUCUUUCGAUUGGAUUCUGAUACGCGAGAAGAGGGGACCUGAAGUGAUUUGCCGGAUAUGGUUUUUGACUGUGAUGGGAUGGUCUCUUCGAUCUGGUAUGGAGUUCCCCCCACGCUCGCAUCAAGUUUCUUCAGCUUUAGACCCCAGAUUGCUCGUAGAACAUAGCAUGACAAAAAUGACAUCGCAUUUUCCAGUA